Messenger RNA from Cuscuta campestris, 945 nucleotides. The record is from the annotation of a GenBank genome assembly. Lineage: Eukaryota; Viridiplantae; Streptophyta; Magnoliopsida; Solanales; Convolvulaceae.
UUACACAAGGUUGCCCGGGGUUUUGCCGGCGGACACGGAAAAAGUCAUGAGUAGCACCUUUAUUUCCUGCGGGUCCGUAUGGUUGACGAAGAGGUUCAUGAAUGCCCGAAACAAAAAUAAGAAGCUGAGUUUUGUGGGUGAAGAUCACUGGGAAACGAUGGUUAAGUAUUGGGCAAGUCCGGAUUUUCAAGCAAAGAGUGAGAGGUCGAGCAAAAACCGAAACACGGAGAAGGCAAAGCAAAGGCAAUACUAUGGGGGGCAUCGUUCCGUGAGCGAGCACAUCAAGAAGAUGGAGGAGGAGGACAAAGUCGUUCCAAAUCAACUCAAGGUCAUUAACCGCUUCUUUGUGAAGAAGGGUUCCCAGCCGUCUCAAGAAGUUGCUGAAAUCAAGCAAGCCGCAUCCCGAUCUGGGUCCAAUUCUAUAACUCUUGAUGAUGUUGCUGAGGAAGAACUAGAAGAUGACCAUGGGUUGUACGCUGAGGUGGUGGGGAACAAGAAGAACCAGGUCUUCGGGCGGGGCUAUGAAGCUGGAUCUUCCGGAUCACUUCCUUCGGGAGGCACUAGCCACGAAGACUAUGCUGCACGGCUGAAGACCGAAUUGGAGUUGAAAUUGGAGAAAAAAUUUGAAGAAAAAUUUUAGGAAAAGAGUGCCAAUUUAGAGAAGAAAUAUCAAGCUCAAUCCCAUGACUUUUUAAGUCAAUUUCAGGGAUUGAAAGAGUCGGUCAAUUAUUUGACCUAGGGCCUCAGUUUCCAGGUUCUUUGUCCGACAGUGCAACCCCCUUGAAGUCCAAGUACUUUGCUUCAUCAACAGCUCACCCCUUCUUAUUAUUGUGCCUCGCAGCCCUUAAUGUCUCCCAUUCCUGUUUUUCAACAACUUGUGGUCCUCCCCCAAAUGCCAAAUGCUCAAUCGGGAGGACACAAUUCAAAUAACUGUGAUGUUAACAG